CUUUAUUUAGAUAGAUUUAUUCUAUUCUACUUCUUAAUUAUACGUAUCUAUAUUAUAGCAUGUUCUUUCUUCUUUUGCCACCUUCAUCAUCCCCGUUGCAUAAAAGUUACCAUUUUUGUACCUUGACAUGCAUCCAAUGGUAUCUUUUAUGGAAUCCUUGAUUUUGAUUGGCUGAAGAGCAUCGUUAAUUACCACUGGAUGGCGGCAAAGUUACCAUAUAACUUUUAUACAACGGGACACAGCUCUCCUCUCAUCUCUCUCACCCCCUCCUUGAAUCAAGACUAAUUUUGUAAACAUAAGAAAAAACAACAAACGUCAUUUAAUUGGUAAUGGAAGAUACGAUUCUUUAUGGGGGUAAAUUAUCCUCCAUUAUUGUCUUGAGAAAAAUAAUUUUUCAUCAACAGGUAUAUUAGUAGAGACAUAAUGAAGUAAAAGAUUGUUUUGAAUAUAAAGUAGAUGAAUAAUUUGGAAUUGAUGUACGAAAAUGUAUACGAAUCAAAUUAAUUCACAUUAUUUACCCGUGAUAAAUGCACUUACCAUUUUGGUAUGAUCGCGCGUAUGCAUUAUGAGGUCACAAAUGGGUCACAGGCGCGCGAUCAACACGUGCGCAUACUGCACGUGCUACAUGUAAACAUCGCAUCAUUCCCGAUCGAUCGUGAUAUCAACGCGACAAGUAUAACAGUUUUGUUGAAAAAAUUUGAGGUCCUUUCUUAAUGAUUGCGGCAUCUACCCAGAAUGUCAUGUCACUGUCAGUUAAUGCUCCAGGUGGUACGUUAGAUAUGAUUUGUUAAAAAAAAAAGAUAUCAUCACUUUCUUCAUACAUCCGAUUUUCAUGGGUCAUGGGGCUGAGCUGAGCUGAUCUUCUGAGGAUCAUCACCGACGUGACUUGGGGCGGCUGCUCGCUGGACCUCUCGCCACGCCCUGGCGGCUUUCCCUAGCUAGCUAGGCUAGCCCUUUGCUGGAGGUAGACUGCCCGUGCUGACAAUCAGUAAAAUUAAUUGAGAUCUAACUCUGUCUCUGCACCUGUACCUUGCUUGGAAGCUCCACUCCCUGGACUCCACAUGAUUUAAAUUUUAUUUUAGAUCUACGAAAAUUUCAGCGAUCAUGGCAAAGAAUUGGGGUAAAGUGAAACUACUGCCGUUGACAGAGGCUGAUGGUCGCAUGGAGUCUGCUCAUCAUGUCAAUGAGGUGUUUGAACUCUUAGAAUUCAACAAACAUUUCAGAGUAGAGAGAGAGAUCAUCAUUCAACUUACAGCUAUUCAUAGCAGAGUGCAAGCGGCUUUAGAACACUUUGGAGUAAGUGGGAAACUUGAACUAACAGAGGAAGAGAUUUAUGAGGAGGAGUUGAGAAGGAGGAGGCCACCUGGAUUUCUCACUACUAAAAUGAAACAGGAAAAGCUGAAUAAGCAGAGAAUUCUGGAUACAAUUCAUGAGUUUGGACAGAAAUGCAUAACAUGCGAAAGGAACAUGGAAGAAGUAAAUGAUUGGCUUUUUGAUGUUCAAACUACUCUGGAAAGCAAUUUGGUCACAGAAGAAACUUUAAAAGAUAGAGAGAAAGACAUGAUUCAACUAAAUCAGGAUUGUAGUCAGAUAUGGGCAGAUGGGACAAGAUACAAGAAACGUCAUAAUGAUAAACUGAGGAGACUUGGGAAAGAAAUAUUUGAGCUUUUAAAUGAGUUGAUGCAGGACCACACACAGGAAGAUAGUGAUGAUGAGGGUGAAGCUAGCAGUCAUCAUGUUAGUCAACCAAUUGAUAAACUUGCUCUUCUGAAACCAAAAGUAAAACGGACUCAACAUCUUAUCUCGGAUGAGCAAACUCUCAAAGAAAUAGAAAAUUGGAAGAGUGCUGCGAAGGACGUGGAGGGUUCUCUGGAUGCGGCUUGUAGGAUGGCAAGGACAAACAAUGAUCGUACAGCCAUGAGAAAUGCGGUAAAGAAGUUUAACUUUAUGAUGUUAGCCAUGGAGAGAAGAAAUCAAGAAAACAGCCAUCUUGGUCAACAAAUCUUAGAAUGUGAGGUAAAGAUCAAUCAUGUUUCAAGGUUGAAUGAAAAACAUGAAGUAGAGAUGAAAAAGAAGACCCAGAGAAUGGAACAGAUGGAAAAUAUCAUAAAGAAGAACAAUGAAAAGAUGGUUGAUCUCCAACACAAGCUGAAGGAAUCUAGGAUGGAAAUAUCCUCUCUCAAGACGAAGCUUGAAUCACAAAUCAGCGAGGAUUCCCCCAAAUAUGCAGCCCAGUUCAACAGUCUAGAGAAAGAGAAAGUUGCUGCUGUUGCCAAGUGUAAGGAACUAGAAGGAGCCCUUGUCAAUCUGGAAGAUCAUCACAAGAAGAUGGUUGAAGACCUAGAAAUGAAGUAUAAAAAUGAAGCGGAUACAGUAAUGAAGUUGGAAAGGGUUGUUGACAACUUGGAGUCUGAACUGCGGGAAACUCUGCAAACCCAAGAAGAGUAUGCCCACCAGCUUGAUCUAGCUGAAUAUCAGAAGAUGGAUGGGAAGAACCAGACCGAAUCACUCAGAGAACAAUAUAAAACACAGAUCAAAGAUCUUAAGAAAGAUAUUGAUGAUCUUCACCGAGAGAUUUCAUCACAGAAAGCUGAAUUAGAUUCAAAAGAAGCAAUAAUAGAUAAGCAGGAGCAAAAGAUCUCUGAACUCGGAAGGCAGGUCAAGGAAGCACAAAGGGCACCCAAGGUCAAGGAAGUUCCUGUAUCCAGUGACGCAUCAACAAACUUCAAACAACGUCUGACUAGCAUCAAAGGAGAUUAUGAAUCUGAGAUUAACAAACUGAAAGACUAUCUGGACAAAGAGAAGAGUCGAUUUCUUGCUGAGAAGCGAAGACAAGAGCAGGACAUUAAGAUGCAACUUGGUAACAUUCAUAAAGAGAGCAUCCACAUGAUGAGAGCUAUUAAUAGAUUCAAGGAAAGCAUCGCUGUCAUUUUAGAAAAAGAAAGUCUUCUAGAUACUGCUCAUGAAAUAAGGCAGAUGGACAAUCUUAUUAUUGAUGAGAAAGUUGCAACAGAUAUCAGAAGAUCUUUGAACCAGUUGGCUGGAAAUGCUAUGGAAUUAUUGGUGUCACUUGAAUUAAAGAUUGCACAAGCUCUUAUGAAUAAGCGGAUAGAGCUAAAGGAAGCAAUUACCGCCAAAGUGAAGACUCCAGCAACACCCCCCUCUCUAGACAGCAGUGUAGAUGUGGAUAAACUCUGUCAGGAGAACCAGCAGUUGAACGAAAGGAUAUUAAAGUAUCAAGACCAGAUGAAUGCAGCUCAGGUUAGCUUUGAAGAAAUGAAAAGGAUCAAUGAAGAGAAGUAUAAUGCCUUAUUGGAGAGACACAAGACACAAAUCCUACAUGCAAGCAACCUACAGAGGGAGUUAAGAUCACUGGAGGUUGCAUUCCGUGAAGAGGUGAAGAAGAGAGAUGCUAAGCUGAGAAACAUGAGGAUGAGCCAAGCUCAGCAAGAACGUAACCAACAAGUUCUUGUAUCAAGACUCAACAGUGUUGAAGAACAGCCCCGCCCAGCUCUGAAGAAACCUAAUGUUGAGCAGAUGAGGAUGAAAGUCAGUGAUCAACUCAAGAAUCUCAACAUGCUAGAAGAAGCCUUCAAGGAAAACAAAAUAUCACAAGAGUUACAUACGAUAACUGUGAAUAUAAUCACGCAAACAAUGGAGGUUCCCGAGAUCAGAUUAAGAAGUCUCUUUGAGAGAUACAUCACAUUCAGACGGUUGCAAGAACAGAAAAAGGAGUUAUUUGAAAAGAUAAAAAGUGAAAAGGAGGAAGAGAAAGAGAAGGACCAACGUCUUACCAGCUUUUUGGAGAGGAUGGAAAAACGAAUGUGCACGAGUAUCAAUAAAUGGAGGGAUAGAAGAGAAUUACUGAAGCAACAAAGGACACAGCUCUAUGAACAAAUGAUAGCCAUCUUUGAUGCUGUAUCACAAGAAGCUGGUAUCAGCAUGAUACGACCUACGACUGCAACCUUCAGACCUUAUAAACCACCAAGCAGGCGACGCAAGCACAAGAUACCAUCUAGUGGUGUUCAUAUGGAUGUACCUGUUAGCAUGGAUAAGGAGUCUGUCAUUGGGACUAGCAUGGCCCUGUUGGGAGAACCUGGACCCUUCUGGAGGAUGCCUGCUAACUGGGAAGCUACUACAGCUCUUGUGACUGUUCCAAGGAUGCUUGAUAUGGAUGUCAAUACAAGACGCAAGACUGCACAGGAUGUUUUGCUAAGACUUGGCAAGGGCAGUGCCCAUCGCAAUAUCAACCCUCCGAGAAACAACCGAGAACCAUCAAUACCCCCUAUUGCAUCCCUCUUUCCUCCAAUUUCCAAAUAGCCUUUAAUGACUUGAGCUCUACUUCUCUGAGACAUUUAUUUUCUUUUAUUAUUGAUUCAUUGCAAUGUCAUCGUCGUUUUUCAAACGAGAAAGUAUUGAUAUUUUUAAUUAGUAAUUUGUUUGAUUGGUAAUUUAUCAUUUUAUAGAUAUUAGUCGAAGUGCUUUAAAAUCCGACAAAGAAGUGCAGAAGUAAAUAACAGUGGUUCAGAGGGCUAUUAUGAUAUAAUGCUCUUAAAAUACUUGUAAGAAACAGGAAUAGCAAAUUUGAUUGAAAAUGUACUUUCAGAAAUACUGCAAUUUAAGUGUUUUUAAAGUCAAUUAAUGCUGAGAAAUAUGAAUUGAAUGUCCAUGUGCUACUAUUUUAUUGCAAUUAUCCAAAAUGUCAAAUUAUUUAAGAUUAAGUCUGAUAACGAAGUGCCACAUAAGUGCAAUAUGAGGUGCUCAAAAUGUUUUCAAAUCAGUAAAUGAAUUCUGAAAUAUUAAAGAAAUGCUUGUGAUUUGCAGAAGAGAUAAUAGUUGAGUUUUUUAAAUAAAUAUUUGUAUAUUUUUCUUAUUUGAAGCAUAUCCAAUCUAAUAUUAGCAUAAAGGCAAUAAUAUAUUAAUGAUACUUGCAGCUGAUUCAUAAUAUACUUUUUAUUUGAUUGCAGCAUAAGAAGAAAUACAUUGUUUUGCAUUAAAAUCUUUCUAAAAGCAAGUUUUGGAGGGAUAUGAUUUUGUAAUGAUGUUGAAUCAUAUUUAUACCAACUGUCAAAUAUGAAUGAUUGGUAACUUUUCGAGAUACAACUAACCAUUAAAAAUUGCAAGUUGUGUAUGAAUAUAAA
Lytechinus variegatus (green sea urchin) is the source of this 5141-nucleotide messenger RNA. RefSeq names its product spindle pole body component 110-like. The transcript has 33 exons. The record is from RefSeq and is a predicted model, not a curated record. Bases 1105 to 4320 code for a protein of 1071 amino acids. NCBI's taxonomy places the organism in Eukaryota, Metazoa, Echinodermata, Echinoidea, Temnopleuroida, Toxopneustidae.